CGCUGAGUGAGUGGUGCGUUCAUGUGAUUUGGAAAAAAAGAUACUCAUCACUCGGAAAACGUGAACGCUCUCAUUUUAAACAGAUUACAGGCUUCAGUUUGGCUUUUUCAGAAUAUAAUAAUAAUAAUGCACUACCGUGCAGUUGUCAUUCUGUUGUAUUAACUCUCUGUCAUCUGUGGCAGAGACCUCCGAGGCGUUUUUAAAGGCACCACUGGCACUUGAACCGCUGCUGAUGCGGAUGUUGCUGCUGCUGCUGCUGCUGAAGUGAAGCAGUUGUUUCCGAAAAGUUUGACCUUUUUCCAAACGAGAAUGGCCGCACCGAAGCAAAUACAAGACUAUACUGCAUUAUUGCUCCUGGUUUCAAUUGGCUUGGCGCUCGUAACUAUUCUCAGUGUGUGGAAGAUGAAUCAAUUUAAAUAUAGACUUAUACAUGAGACUGGAGGUGCAAUGUUUUAUGGUGUGCUUUUAGGGUUAGCAGUGAGAUGUUUGCCAUUCGACUGGGGACAACAUGCGGUCAAUAUUGGAGAGACUGUGUGUGCUUGCGGCGGACUUAACAGCACUCCUCAUAUCUUGACGGUCAACAUCACACCACGCCUUCACUAUUAUAGACAUGUUGGGAAAGUGAACCAAAGCUGCCCACCAGUCUCAGGCCCUCUGGAGACCUUUGAUCCCGAGGUCCUUUUCAAUCUGUUCCUGCCAACCAUCAUCUUCCAUGGAGCUUACACCCUUAAUCAGAAAAGAUUCAUUGAGAAUUUUGGAUCCGUACUGACAUUUGCUUUUAUGGGUACUAUCAUCAGCUGUGUGACCAUCGGGGCCUGCAUCUACGGCUUCACCAGGCUGACCGUGCUGUUGGGCCAGGCAGCAGAUGGAGAGUUCUUCCUCACUGAUUGCCUCCUGUUUGGUGCCAUUAUAUCAGCCACUGACCCAGUUUCAGUCAUUGGCCUGUUGUCAGAGCUGCGUAUGGACCUGGAUCUGCACACCCUGCUGUUUGGCGAGAGUGUCCUGAAUGAUGCCGUGGCCAUCGUCUUAACACACGCCAUCACUACCUACAGCCAGAUGGAGUCAGGACACAGCUUCGACACCCCCGCCUUCUUCCUCUCCGUUGGUUAUUUUCUUGGUGUACUCGCCGGCUCCUUCCUCCUGGGUUUCAUAUUCACAGUCAUAACAGCACUCCUCACCAAAUUCACGCGGCUGGGUGAGAAUCCACUGCUGGAAACAGUAGUCUUCUUCCUGCUGUCCUGGAGCAGCUUCCUCUCAGCUGAGGCCACUGGACUUUCAGGUAUUGUCGCGGUGCUGUUUUGUGGCAUGAGCCAGGCGAGGUACACGGUUCACAAUUUAUCCUCCGAGGGCAGGACCAGGACCAAGCAGCUCUUUGAAGCCUUCAGCUUCCUUGGGGAGAUUUUCAUCUUCAGCAACAUGGGAUACAUAUUGUUGACGUUUCCUCACCAUGUGUUUAAAGCCCUCUUCAUUUCUGGGGCAUUUCUCUCCAUCUUUAUAUCAAGAGCCUGCAACAUCUACCCACUGUCAUUCCUCCUGAACCUGGGACGCACAACCAAGAUACCUCGCACCUUCCAGCACUUCAUGAUGUUUGCAGGCAUGAGGGGGGCCGUGGCGUUCAGCCUGGCCGCAAGAGACACGUCCACGGAAGUGAGACGCACCAUCUUCACCACCACGCUGCUAGUGAUCGGCUUCACCAUCUGGGUGUUGGGUACGGCCGCCGACCCCAUGCUGCGCUGUCUGAACAUCAGAGCGGGGCUGGAUGCAGAUGAAAAUCCAGAGGACCUUUCUCUUGAGGUUGCUACAGGGAGGCCAGACACAACAGGCGGCUUGUGGCACCAUCUGGACUACAAAUAUCUGAAGCCUCUGCUGACACAUUGCGGCCCUCCACUGUCCGACUCGCUCCCACGGUGUUGCGGGGUCUUUGCCAGGCUCUUCGGCAGCCCCCAUGUCCAGGAGGUCGAAGAGCAGCUGUGUGAGAUUGAACCAGAUGACUCUGCCCGCGAUGCGGAGAAAACGGAGAACCAGCCUCUAUCGACGGGAGGCGACUCUGGAUCCGAGCACCAGGAAGACCUGCUGGAGGGAGACCUGGGGCUUGGCACUGCUGCGGCUCUCGCCAGGGAGGCCUGAAGCUGUAGGAGUCACUUCUAACCCCGGCUUAUCAGCCUGUGCUGCCCCGAGGCUACGGCCCGCGCCUCCCACAGCGAAUGGGGUCACUGGCCGGGGCAUCUGAGAGGAGCCGACCGGGAGACGGCGUUACAAUAGCUCCCGAAAGGUCGCGCACCCCCAUCGCGCUGACGUGCAUUCAGAGACACACUCGCAGAGGGAGAGAAAAACAAUUACAGAGGCCAUUGCUCUCCCUCUGACCAUGCUGAUGAUUUGUUUCGCUCCAGUUUCAAGGAAUUUUAAUAGCUGAAAUAGAAUGAUAAAUCCUGUACACCUUAAACGCCUGAUGUCUUCACACAAACACAAACAGGAAGCUGAAGUUGACACGUGUGUGUGUGUGUGUGUGUGUGUGUGUGUGUGUGUGUGUGAACUGUGCACUUUUCACACAGUAAGCAGUAUUAUAAUGCGAUGUCUCUGGUGAAAAUACAACAUACUAAGUCACAUUAAUUACUCGCGGGAGCAGCUUCACGGGACUUUCAAUAAUAUUUUGAGCUUUAGAGAGAAUCAAUCAUGAGUCCCGACUGUGAUUGAAAGCUAUGUUAUUUCCCUUCAUCAGCUGAAAUUGUAUUUUUUUUGUUUUUUGGUGCCAACUUUGCUUUGCUCUUCCCGAACUCCUUAUUAAAAACUUUUAUUGCA
Acanthopagrus latus (yellowfin seabream) is the source of this 2799-nucleotide messenger RNA. Its product is annotated as sodium/hydrogen exchanger 9-like. Gene Ontology annotation, molecular function: sodium:proton antiporter activity. The record is from RefSeq and is a predicted model, not a curated record. Gene Ontology annotation, biological process: proton transmembrane transport; regulation of pH; sodium ion transport. Lineage: Eukaryota; Metazoa; Chordata; Actinopteri; Spariformes; Sparidae. The transcript has 16 exons. Gene Ontology annotation, cellular component: recycling endosome; membrane. Bases 310 to 2127 code for a protein of 605 amino acids.